Varanus komodoensis (Komodo dragon) is the source of this 2263-nucleotide messenger RNA. It is a transcript of the gene PCYOX1, whose product is annotated as prenylcysteine oxidase 1. The transcript has 6 exons. NCBI's taxonomy places the organism in Eukaryota, Metazoa, Chordata, Lepidosauria, Squamata, Varanidae. Bases 1 to 1512 code for a protein of 503 amino acids. Gene Ontology annotation, molecular function: prenylcysteine oxidase activity. Gene Ontology annotation, biological process: prenylcysteine catabolic process; prenylated protein catabolic process. The record is from RefSeq and is a predicted model, not a curated record.
AUGGCCGCCGCGGCCCGCCGCCUGCUCCUGCCGCUGCUCCUGCUGCUGGCCUCGCUGGGGCGGGCGGCCGCCCCGGGGGCGCAGGAGCUGCGCCACCCACCCGCCAGGAUAGGUGUGAUCGGAGCCGGCAUUGGAGGGACAUCUGCAGCCUAUUUUCUGCGUCAGAAGUUUGGUAAAGACAUCCACAUUGAUAUCUUUGAAAGAGAAAAGGUCGGCGGGCGUUUGACUUCUAUCAACUUGGAAGGAAGGUACUACGAAGGAGGAGGUUCCAUCAUCCACCCCCUGAAUCUGCACAUGAAGCAUUUUGUCAAAGAGCUAGGUCUUUCUGCCGUUCUCCCUCAAGGUGGACUGAUGGGCAUUUACAAUGGAGAGGAGUUUGUCUUUGAGGAGAGCAGCUGGUACAUUUGGAAUUUCUUCAAGCUCAUCUGGAAUUACGGACUGAAUGCCAUACGAAUGCACAUGUGGGUGGAAGAUAUCAUGGACAAGUUUAUGAGGAUCUAUCGGUAUCAGUCCCAUGACUAUGCCUUCAGCAGCAACGAGGUUUUGCUUCACGCCCUCGGAGGGACUGGCUUCGUUCGGAUGCUGAACCAAACCAUCGAUGAGUCCAUGCAGAAUGCCGGCUUCUCCCAAAAGUUCAUCAAUGAGAUGGUGACUCCAGUCAUGCGAGUCAACUACGGACAAAGCACGAGCAUCAACGGCUUCGUAGGUGCGGUAUCUCUGGCAGGUGCAGAUUCUGGACUCUGGGCAGUAGCAGGUGGCAACCAACUCGUCUGCAGUGGCCUUCUUCAGGCUUCUAAGGCCCAACUGAUUCCUGGCACAGUUACCUCUCUAGAGGAGAAAACACGGCAAAAGGCCCGCACAGGAGAAACUUUGAAGCAAUAUGAAAUCACCUACAGUUCCACCGCUGGGAUAACAUCAGAACUGUACGACAUUGUGUUGAUUGCUACGCCCUUGCACCGCAAAAUUGCUAACCUCACCUUCCGCAACUUCAACCCACCCAUUCCCGAUUUCUCUAGCCCCUAUGAACAUAUUGUGACGACCUUAGUCCACGGGCAGAUUAAUUCUUCUUUCUUUGGCUACCAGGAUCCUUCCCAGUUCUCCUUAAGUGCCAUCUUCACAACAGACAAUCCAAAGUUGUUUAUCAAUAGCAUUGGUAUUGUCUCGCCAGUUCAAGACAAGAUGAACCAAAUUACUGGCCCUCCUGUCUGGAAAAUAUUCUCAGCCCAGCCUUUGACCAAGCAGCAGAUCAAUAUGCUUUUCUCAUCCUAUGAUUCCAUAGCAGCAAAGAAGUGGUUGGCUUACCCACAUUACAGUCCCCCAGAAAAGAUUCCACCUGUUGUUCUCCGCGAUCAGCUGUACUACCUCAGCAGCAUAGAGUGGGUGGCAAGUGCCAUGGAAAUGAAUGCCAUUUCAGCCAAAAACGUGGCCCUCCUGGCUUAUCACCGGUGGUACAAGGAGGAGGAAAUGAUCGACCAGGAGGACUUGCACGAGCGGCUCAAAACAGAGCUCUGAGUUAGAAUUCACACUGUUGGGAAAAAGGUCUCCCAGUGGUGUGGAAUAGUCUUCAGAAAAUGCUGAGUAGUUAUGAAUGGUAUUUAAUUGGGCUACUUGAAAAAGUAAUGUCAGUCAUUAUAAAAUGCAAGCUGUACAAGCUGCCUUGAACUAUUUACGUACAAAGCUUCUGUUGAUUCUGUUGACAGACAGGCAAAACCCAACUUCUUCGGCAGGCUCUUAAGUUGGAGCCCCCAUAAGGGCCUGUCCCACAGCACACAGGCGAAGGCGGCAGGAGCGGUAUUUACAUCUGCUUGGCCACGUGACGCAGCUCCUACUGGGAGUGCUUUAGUAUGAAGAGCAUGAAGGAAAAGUGUAGGAACAGAUGCAGCCUGGCACAGGAGAGUGGAAUGGCGAGAGCUGAUGUGUGGUGCCAUGCCGGUUAAUUCCCAUUGCUCAGAAGAGGAAAUAGGGAUUCACAAGCAGUAUCUGUCAAGUUGGUGAGAUUGACUGAAAUUGUUACAUGCCUUCAUUUCACCUGAUGCUUAAGACAGCCAGGAGCAUUGCACUAACAGGAAGUCUUCACUACUUAAAAAAAAAAAGCACUAAAUUACAUGGACAGUAUUGUUCAUAAUUGUGGAUCUUGCUUACAAACUUUCUAGCCUAUAUACUGUGACAACAGAAGUUGACAAAAUAUUUUUUACUGUAGACAGAUUUAUUUUGCUCGGGUACGGCUUAAACUAAACUAUAAAAUUUAGUCCACUGUUUGACA